This is a messenger RNA of Brienomyrus brachyistius, 2091 nucleotides long. It is a transcript of the gene fbxo15, whose product is annotated as F-box protein 15. The transcript is spliced from 11 exons. Lineage: Eukaryota; Metazoa; Chordata; Actinopteri; Osteoglossiformes; Mormyridae. The coding region runs from base 202 to 1743 and encodes 513 amino acids. Gene Ontology annotation, molecular function: protein binding. The record is from RefSeq and is a predicted model, not a curated record.
AGCUGUGUGAGCCGACGGCGGACAGCAGCGUCCGAAACGUGGUCAGGCUGCAGGAGGCGCCGAAGCUCUGAGUUUGUUGGGAAGCGAGUAAUUGGCCUGUAGUAAAGUUGUUUGUGGUGCUGGUAACUUUCUUUCUAUUUUUCUGCAAGGUACUUUUAAUUUGGGGGAAACAUUUUCUGACCGUGACACCAGCAGGUUGCCAUGGCCACGGGUCGCGGACGCGCUUUGGCCAGUUUCAUGCAGGGCGUCGAGAAGCUGAGGGAAGCCGGGUCCGGGUCUGGGUCUGGGUCUGAGUCCAGACGGGACCCCACCGAAAAGCUGCAGCAAGCCGAGUCCGGCUCCGAGUCCGACCGGACCAGACGUGGACGUCGCAUUGCAAAGCAUCAAAGCAGGGCGGCUGCCGCCUGCCAAAGCCAGGUCCGGUCUACCCAAAACUACCUCGACAGAAUGCCUCCCGAAGUCCUCCAGAAGCUACUUUUGCACCUAGAUGCUGCCUCCCUGUUUUGCAUUAGCCAUGUGAAUAAGAUGUUUUACGAGCUGGCCAACAGCAACUAUGUGUGGUACAGGAUGUACCUGCGUGAAUUUGAGACGAGCGCAUGGAAGCCCAGAAAAACGGAGGAAGUGACGGAGAGGAUGAAAUCUGCCUGCAUACAUGAGAGGGGGCAGGGCUACUGGAGGAAUGUCUACUUCAGGAAGAUGUCGGGAUACAGCGAGGAGCGCUGGAAGCUGCAGCUGAGGAGGCUGGACCCUUACACCGGGCUGUCCAGGGACACGGUGCAGGUGCUCAGGAGCCUGAACGUCUCGUGGGAGAUCACCAUGACCGACAAACAUGGGAGAGAAACCACUCUUGAACAGUCCCACGCCUACUUCUCCGACUCUGGGGUUACCCUGUGUUGGACCAAAGGCAGCUUCCCCUACUUGUACAAGAUCUCUUCACUGCAGCUGCAUGGUGUGCGUCGGAUGCCUCUGGGUGUCUCUGGCGUGAAAAGACCCGGCUGGCGCUCCCUGAUCUUCAAGGUGGACGGGGACGCAAUCCGGAGGACUGGCCAGUACUUCGGUUCCGACCAACUCAUCAAGCUGUUUCACCUGCACCCGGGACUGGUUAUCGCAGUAUGGAGGAGCCAUUGGUCCAUAGUAUUCAUCAUGGUGAACCUCCACUUCCACAGGCUGGUGGAGAGAAGCCUGCUGGGGACGUCAGUAUGCCCCUAUGUGGCACCAGAUGACAGACUGCCUCUUGAUGAUGUGGACCCCGAAUAUGGUCUCCAUGGAUACUCUCUGCACAUAUCUCUCCACAACACGAUGAACAUCAUCAUGUCGGGGCAUUUCCCUCAGCUCUUCUGCAGGAAAGGCCAGAUCCGAAAUGGCUUCAUAAAGCUGACGGCUAUCAGCAGGAAGAAUCUGUCUCAGCAAUCUGCCCUCUCCGGGAAAUUCAUCCUGCCAUGGAAGUCUGACUUUCUGGGUGGUAGUAUCGAGGACUGCUGCAUGAUGAAUCUGACUGUUUUUGAUGAGGCUCAGCAUCCCUUCUGGUGCGUCAGCGUACCUGUGACCAUGACCCUGUCUGACAAGGGCUCUGUGUCCUAUGACUUGAAUGGGGAGGACUUCUACAUCAAGCACCAGGAUAUGGACGGCAAGGUCAUGCUGGACCUGGUGUGGAUGAAGGAGCACUCGCAGUUCUUCCUUGUGCACCUUGUGGUCUACAUCUCCACCUCCAAAGUGAAUGAGCAUUUUGGACGAGAGUAUUGAGGCAGUCGCGUCUGGAACAUGGUUUCCUGUUUUGUUCUUUGAGGAACCAAACAGCCUUACAAAAUGUUUGCAUUGAGAUAACUGCUGACACAUCAUUUGUUUUAGUUUUUGUUUGUUUUUAACACAUAAAAUGUUAUAUUCCUAAGCUUCCAGUGGUUGAAGUUGAAAGAGGCAGUGAGGUUUGAUGUUGCUAUUACAAUGGCUACUGUAUUAGUUUUACUUUUGUUAGUUAAAAUGUUCUUUGUUUGAAAGAAGUCAUUGCAAUUUUUGUUGAUUUUUUUCAACGUUUCAGAAUUUUGGGGUUGGGUUGAAAUUUGUUCUAAAAUAAAUCCACUCCAGAAUGCAUAA